This is a messenger RNA of Trichomonas vaginalis G3, 1029 nucleotides long. Its product is annotated as pectin lyase-like family. Lineage: Eukaryota; Parabasalia; Trichomonadida; Trichomonadidae. The record is from RefSeq and is a predicted model, not a curated record. The coding region runs from base 1 to 1029 and encodes 342 amino acids. The transcript has a single exon.
AUGUUAUUCAGCCAUCAAGAAUUUGAUCAAUUCUUUGAUGGGAAAUACGAAAUUGUAAGAAAUGGGAGUUAUCCAGAUAGUAAUAACUACUACGUCGAAGAUUGCAUCUUUAAAGAACUAACAAAUCGUGCUGUUACUUCUACAGGAGCCUCUAAAUUUCUUUUCGAAGAUAGUAUUUUUGAUAGUGUAUCUUGUUCAUCAGAUAAUGGUGGCGCGGUUUAUACAGAAAGCGGAGAAUCUGUUCAUAACAGAAAUUGUUCGUUUAACUGCUACGCAUCAAUUUGGGGACAAUAUUGCUAUUGUUUCGCAUCUGAGGAAUCAUCCAAAAAUUAUAUUAUUGAAAGUACAAUUUCCAGAACUAAUGAAGAUCCAAUUGGAGAAGCACCAUUAUUUUUAGCAAUUGGAAAACAAAACUUAACUAAUACCAAUAAUUCUUUUUUCCGAAAUAAUAAUCGAUGUGGAUAUCAAUUUGAACAAGGACAAACUGAUUCAAGAUACAGUUAUAAUUCAAUAAUUAACAAUACAGCAACAGAUAAAUUUUGCAUAAGGUACUAUCAGUUUGCUAAUGCAUAUAUUUAUAAGUGUAAUAUCAUUAGAAAUAAAGUAAAAGAUCAAGUAAUUUGUAACUCUCAAUGCACUCAAGCAACUAUUGAAGAAUGCAAUAUUAUUGAAAAUCUUGGAACCGAUACAAUAUCUAUAGAAACUUCAGGGAAAACAGAAGUUAUUAAUUGCUUCCUUAAUAAUGAAGGAACAAUUCCAGACACAAUUUCACUUAGAAAUACUUAUAUCGCAGAAAUAAAGAAUGAAUUGAAGCAUUUCACAACCGCUAUAUGCAAAGGAAAACCUAUCAAUCCUCAAACAUAUUUGAACAAAGCAAAAUUUUUGGGUUUAUUACCACUUUAUAUUAUGUUGUUUUCAAGUAAAGAAAAGUAUAGUACUGGCAUUGUAGCACAUAAGCCAGUAGUGUAUAAUCGAAACUAUCUGUCUGGUUUGUCCAAACUUAAAUAUAUCUUUUCUUUGUUAAGAUAA